CGGGAGAAACCAAGUGAGAAGGGUCCCAGUACUUAACCAUAACUAUUUUAUAUUAUAUAAUGUUCGCACAUCGGGAAUAGAAUAAUAAUUAAAACAAGGAGACAAACUAAUAAACGAAGGUAUAUUCACAACGUAGCUUGACAUGCAUGUUAUUGUUGCUCGAGUAUAUAUUAAUUAUUAUGAUAACACCCACGAAUCGAAUAAAUGGUACGUGGUUACAAUAUGGCGGCCUUGAUUUUGAAAAUAUUUCGGCUUUGAAAACACGCAUACACUCGAACCGGGUUGUUUUCAACAGUUCUUUUACGGGGGCAACAAUGCCGAAUUUAUAUGUCACAUACUUAAAACAAGAACAACUAUAAAACAUGUCCUGUAAGACAGAGAGCUGGAGAGAAGUCUUUGAGAGAGCCCGGGUAAUUCCCCCGCACAGCCAGACAGUACGUCAAUCUCAGGAGGCUCAUCUCACUGCAUCUCACGGCUUUCAAAUCCUCCUAAACCGUGUCACUGGACCUCACAUACAACAGACGGCUGAGGCGACAUCAGAGAUAGACCGAGGUGUCGCUUACCAGUUGCGGGUGACUCUGUUUGAUAGAAACCACCUGCACUUCUUCGGGAAGACAUGGAAAAGCUCCAACCAAAGGAUGAAAAGCAACCACAAGAUACAGUUCAACGAGAUCAUGUACCUCCAUACGUCUCUGCGCGUCCCCGCCAUCGUGGCGGUGGUGGAGGUGGUGGCGCUGUCAGACAGGCCAGACGGCUCCCAGCAGGCCCUGGGGUGUGGCUUCUCCGUCCUGGAGAUGUUUGCCGGCAGGGGAGAGGAGCAUGCGGGCGCCGUCGGCGACAGACGACUAAUUCUUCACCAUGGGACGCCCAGAGAGCUUCUCCACCCCAAGUUCAAGGGUGCUGUUGAAUAUGGCGGUCUCCUGAAGGCUAUAGAUGGCGCCCAUGUAGAGUGUGUGGUGAAGGGGCCACCCAGCGCUGGGCUCCAUGGUGCACCUGCUCCCUGAGAACAGGCUGGUGUCCGGGCUGGACAACAUCCCAGGCCUGGCGCCUUCACCAACAGGUGACGCUCUGCUGAGACCCAAGCUCCUGAAGCGGACCCCCUACUGCCUGAGCCGGCUGACCGUCUCCCUGCAGCCCUCCUUGGACCGCUUCGAGAGCCAGCUCCUGCAGCUCGUCAGCGCCGACUGGGA
Messenger RNA from Gadus morhua (Atlantic cod), 1190 nucleotides. Its product is annotated as nephrocystin-4. Bases 363 to 1004 code for a protein of 213 amino acids. The record is from RefSeq and is a predicted model, not a curated record. Gene Ontology annotation, cellular component: ciliary base; ciliary basal body; non-motile cilium. Gene Ontology annotation, biological process: protein localization to ciliary transition zone; negative regulation of canonical Wnt signaling pathway. Lineage: Eukaryota; Metazoa; Chordata; Actinopteri; Gadiformes; Gadidae. The transcript is spliced from 6 exons.